Nannizzia gypsea CBS 118893 is the source of this 1224-nucleotide messenger RNA. RefSeq lists its product as hypothetical. The record is from RefSeq and is a predicted model, not a curated record. The coding region runs from base 1 to 1224 and encodes 407 amino acids. Lineage: Eukaryota; Fungi; Ascomycota; Eurotiomycetes; Onygenales; Arthrodermataceae. The transcript has a single exon. Gene Ontology annotation, molecular function: protein binding. Gene Ontology annotation, cellular component: mitochondrial matrix.
AUGGUACAAGGCCUUUCGUCAAGCCCUAUUUGCGGGCGAUGCCUGCUGCAGGCACGUCGUCAGCUAUCAAGAACCCGGAAAUACUCUCAAAUACGCCACAAUCACUCCAACCCUCCGGCACCACCUCCCUCCGGCUAUUCGAACCUAAACAAUCGGUCUCUCAUUUCCCUCUCCGGAGUCGAUAGUACGGGUUUCCUUCAGGGCUUGAUAACACGAAACCUCUCGGUUCCGAAGAACUCUCCUCCGGUUACCUCUCCAUUCUACGCAGCCUUCCUUAACUCCCAAGGAAGAAUCCUAAACGAUGUGUUCAUAUACCCGUUUCAAACUGCCAAUUCCGCUGCAGGUGAAAUGGAGUAUCUAAUUGAAGUGGAUAAGGAGACCUCUGGAAGUUUGCUUAAACAUUUUAAGAGACACAAGCUUCGUUCAAAGCUGAAGUUUCGGGCACUUGAUGAGGGAGAGCGAAGCGUUUGGUCGCUUUGGGACGAUGGAAACACCUGGCACGAGAAUGAGGCCUUUAAAGAAAACAAUAUAAUUGCAUGCCCUGAUGGCCGAGCACCGGGUAUGGGAUACAGAGUCAUUGCCAGUGGGGAUAAACUACCCUCGCGAUUCAUAGAAGCCUUUCCCGGCGACGAAACUUCGAUCCAGGCAUACACGCUACGCCGAAUACUGCAAGGUGUUGGAGAGGGGCAGGCUGAAAUGGCUCGAGAAUCUGCCUUACCCAUGGACAGCAAUAUAGAUAUCAUGAAUGGCAUUGACUUCCGAAAGGGCUGCUAUGUUGGUCAAGAAUUAACCAUUCGUACCCACCAUAGGGGUGUAGUACGCAAGAGAAUUCUACCAGUCCAGCUUUAUGAUUCUACGCUAGAACCACCCACUUCAGAUACUCCAGUUUACAAUCCGGACACCAAUAUAACUCUACCGCCUUUCGGGAUUGAAGCGAAUAUUUCGAAAGUCGGUGCCAGUAAGGGCAGAAGUGCAGGCAAGUUCCUUAAUGGUAUCGGAAAUGUUGGGCUGGCUGUUUGUCGACUAGAGAUUAUGACGGACAUUACCUUAACUGGUGAAUCAACUCAGUAUGACCCGAGCCAGGAGUUCAAAAUAACUUGGGAUUCAUCUGAAGUGGGCAGCGUGCAGAAUGCGGACCAACCCAAGGUAAAGGCCUUCGUUCCCUCAUGGAUCAAAGAAUACAUUAUUAGCGGCGGUGCGCGACAUCAUCAACCGAAGGCAUAA